CUUUAUUUAUGACAUUUUAUUUCCGCAAUAAGUAUCAGUAGUAGCCUGAAUAAAUUCAAAGUAAGAAGUGCUUUUGCUUGGGUCUUAGUCUAUUCUUUAUGUUUAGGUCUAAGAAUGGUUUGGCAAAUACGGGCUUCAGUGCGAAAAUAUUAAAUUGCUUAAGGAUGAAUGUUCUAGCAAUCGUUGCUGGGUAACCGGUGCCUCUUUAAUCUGCGUGGAUUGUAAUGCGUCAAUCGCAAUGACGUGUUUUAUCUCCAGACAAUCAUUGUGAACAAUGACAAAACAAUCGUGUCGCAUUAAGACACGUAUCGAAGUUGUGACAUUGCAAAAUUUAUCUUCUAGAACGUAAGUCUGGUGAAUUUAAGUAAAUAAAAUGUGCCGUUUGGCCGAAUUAGUUUCUCGAAUGAUUCCCACGCCUUUUGUGGACAUAAUGCAUGGAUAUUCAGCGACUUCAGGUUAUUGUGGGAAUAUUUAUUUACACAUGUUAAGUGUGGUGGGGAUACUCAAUUAUUUAGUGUAUCUUGUGUACUUAAGUGUAUUAAAAAAUGUGCUGUAUUGUGUUAACGUGUGUAUGUUUGCAAUGAUAAAAGUCGAUGUUUAGUUUCUUUUCAGUCCAGUUGUUUAGUUAAUGUGAGAUGUGAUCCUUACCGGAACCGAUUCAUUUCCUGGAGAAGGAGGUCGCAUUAUUGAUGGAAUUAACGAGACUCUUCAACAGAGCGGUGCCAUUGAGGUCGAUCGCCGUUACAUACUGAAGACAUACGGGCGACAGAAGAAUUGUUUUGUGUUUGCAUUUAUGUGUAGAAAGCCAUGUCAAAUACAAACACCGAUACCUAAUUUUUUGCAGGUUUUCUGCUGGGAGAAGGCUCUGCGUUCCUGCCGGGUUCCACGUGCGACUGCCCGACGUCGUUAACCGGACGCAAACACGGGUCAAAAUAAUUAUUUAUUCCAUGUAGUAGUUUGUUUGUAUAUCAUUUUAAUGUCUCACUUAAUGAUUACAAGAUGUAUACGAUUCUUCUGCAAUUACGAACAAAUGUAAAACACAUUUUAACUAAUCGAUUAAACAUACAAUGACAUAUAUAUUUGCUAUAACAUAUGUGAUUGCUUAUAUACAUAAUGAGCUUAUUUCUAUGUAUUCAUUUUAAAUCGUCAGUUUCGUGGAGAAAACCUAUUCCAAACUUAGUUCUAAUGGUACUGUGGUUAACCCAGGCAGAGGUUUCUACAAAACAAUUGAAGCUAGAACUUCCGACUUUCAUCCAGUCACGUCUUCGUCAAUGGGUCCACAAAACAACGUCGUACUACGGGAAUACUACCUUGACACUUAUUUGAACUCUGACCUUGAUACGAACUUCACGGACAAGGUCAAGGCCGAUCUCAAUGUCAUUCAAGAUCAAGGGUGGACGGUUAUUCUCAGAUUCGCCUAUUUGGACUCUAUUUGUAAUAACCCGACCUGCCGCGAACCCAGCUACUCGCGCAUGAUCUCUCAUAUCCAGAUGUUGGACCAAGAGAACGUGUUCCGGGACUAUGAAGGGAUCAUCGUGGCAAUCCAGGCGGGGUUUGUCGGCGUCUGGGGGGAUUGGCACGACACGAACAGCGAAUUUGGGAUUCCCGGAAGUUGUGCGACUGACAAUCUCGGCCUCAAUGACGUCCAGUGGGCGCACAGGAAGGGAAUUCUCCAAGCGCUCUUCGACGCGACGCCACCUUCAAUUGAGAUCUUGGUUCGAAUCCCGGCGUUCAAGUUCCAUCUAUACGACAAAGUGGCGACAAAUCUCUCAGACGAGGAAACGCGGGCCCCCAAAUCACGAAUAGGGUUUCACAACGACGCCUUUCUCUCGGAUAUGGACCAGAAUCAAGGAACGUUCAUAUGCAAAGGCGACCGGAAGUACAUGGCGGAGGACAGCCUUUACAACUACGUCACCGGCGAAACCGAUAGUGCCUUGACGCCCGCAGCAUGGACCUGUGCUAACGCUGAGACGGAGCUUGCUCAAUUCCACUUCUCAAGUCUGAGUACUGACUAUCUGAAAACGAUAAUAGAGUCAUGGAAACAGAAUGGCUGCUAUGACGUCAUAUCCGGUCAUCUUGGAUACCGGCUGUACUUGACAAAAGCUAUUCUACCCUCCUCAGUCACAGCAGGCGGAGAGUUCUGCUAUCACAUCGAGAUAAAUAACGAAGGCUACGCCGCGCCGAAUAAGGAAAUGGAGGCCCAUAUAGUGCUGGAGAACACCGGAAACGGCGCCCUCUACUCAGUGAUGGUACCCGGUGUGGAGGUACGGGCUUGGUUACCGGGCGACUUCCAAACUCUACAGGGAACCGCGGGCGUGCCAGCCGCCUUGCCCCUCGGGCAUUAUAAGGUACACCUUGUUCUCCUCAACAAAGUGCUUGGAAAGAACAACAAAUAUUUUGUUCUUAUGGCUAAUGAAAAUGGCGUCCAAAACACGGCAACGCGAAUGAACAGCCUCGGUCAAACUGUUGACGUCACAUCCGGUCUCUGCAACAGCCAAUCAGCAGCCGUGUUUAAUGCGUGGCAACCACCUGGAAAUGGUUGCGCGUACAAGAUUGCAGACGGUUCGUUUGAGGCAGAUCACAUCUGGUACCCGUAUGAAAAUGAGUUUGUGACGAAAAGCGGUGACGCCAAGGACGGGAACCAUUACAUUUCGGUGACCAACGGCGGAGCUUAUCAGGACAUCGUGUUUAACAGCUCUCCCGUGACCUCGUUCGAGCUGAGCGGAUGGAGUCGCGGGCAUUCAGCAUCGGUUCCGAAUCCCGCCGACUACUCGAUUUUCUGUGACCUGACGCACGCAGACGGCACGGAGACGUUUGGAUAUUUCACGAAUUAUGACGUCACGCGUACCGCGUGGAGCAAAGUGGUGCUCCGAGUUAAUAUUACACAGGUGAUUCAAAGUGCCAGAUGUUACGCCAUGUUUCGUAACGGUUCCGGGUCCGUCGAUUUCGAUAAUUUCAAGAUGGAAUCCUGUUCAUAAUUAACGAUGGGUCGUGUGGUCGUUUUUUUCAAUGUGUCGAAAUUAAUAGAAUGCUUUACACUUUUCUGAAUAGAAACUUUGAAUAUAAUUUGACAUGAACAUGAACCUGCAAUGUUUUUUUAUAUUUAAUUGAAUUUGUUAAAUAGAUCUAUGCUAUCUCCAAUAAAUACUAGUCAAACUUU
Dreissena polymorpha is the source of this 3160-nucleotide messenger RNA. RefSeq lists its product as uncharacterized. NCBI's taxonomy places the organism in Eukaryota, Metazoa, Mollusca, Bivalvia, Myida, Dreissenidae. The transcript has 14 exons. The record is from RefSeq and is a predicted model, not a curated record. The coding region runs from base 1272 to 2978 and encodes 568 amino acids.